Messenger RNA from Zerene cesonia (dogface butterfly), 1552 nucleotides. RefSeq names its product congested-like trachea protein (gene colt). The record is from RefSeq and is a predicted model, not a curated record. Gene Ontology annotation, molecular function: O-acyl-L-carnitine transmembrane transporter activity. The transcript has a single exon. Gene Ontology annotation, biological process: mitochondrial transport; carnitine transmembrane transport. NCBI's taxonomy places the organism in Eukaryota, Metazoa, Arthropoda, Insecta, Lepidoptera, Pieridae. Gene Ontology annotation, cellular component: mitochondrial envelope. The coding region runs from base 161 to 1057 and encodes 298 amino acids.
UUUAAAAAACUUUCUAUAUAUUUGUGAUCUACUAGUGGACUUUGACAUUUUAAUUUUAAAAACUUGUUUCAAGUUUGUAAAUUGUAACCACAGUAGGUUCCAACUCAACAGCUGUAUUGAAGAGUGAAUUACUUUUCAUUUUAAAUCAAAGCUUAUCAAAAUGUCGGAGAAAAGCAGCCCUAUUAAAUACUUUUUAAGUGGUGGUUUCGGCGGUGUUUGUACUGUUCUUGCAGGACAUCCAAUGGACACUAUUAAAGUAAGAUUACAAACUAUGCCUAUACCUAAGCCUGGAGAGACAGCUUUGUAUGCUGGUACUGUGGAUUGUUGCAAGAAGACUAUUCAAAAAGAAGGUUUUCGAGGUCUUUACAAAGGUAUGUCUGCUCCGUUGACUGGAGUCGCGCCUAUUUUUGCGAUAAGUUUCUUUGGUUUCGGCCUUGGUAAAAAGUUAAUCAAGUCAGAUAGUGAACAGGUUCUCACGAAACCAGAACUGUUUGCUGCUGGUGCUUUUUCGGGUAUCUUUACAACCUCAAUUAUGGCUCCAGGAGAGAGAAUAAAAUGUUUACUCCAAAUUCAACAAGGUGGUUCUGGGCCACAAAAGUAUAGUGGCAUGGUCGACUGUGCCAGGCAGUUAUAUGCAGAGGGUGGUAUCAGAAGUAUUUACAAAGGCAGUGUUGCCACCAUACUAAGAGAUGUUCCAGCUAGUGGAAUGUACUUUAUGACAUAUGAAUGGGUGAAAGAGGCUAUAAUUCCUGAAGAUGCUAGUGCUAAAUUGAAGAUUUUGGCAACAGUGGUGGCUGGGGGAUGUGCUGGUAUAGCUAACUGGCUCGUGGGCAUGCCUGCUGAUGUUUUAAAGAGUAGACUGCAAACAGCCCCUGAGGGAACAUAUCCGAAUGGUAUGAGGGAUGUUUUUAAACAGUUGAUGGAAAGAGAAGGUCCAACUGCCCUUUAUAAAGGUGUAGCUCCUGUGAUGAUAAGAGCGUUCCCAGCUAAUGCUGCAUGUUUUGUGGGAUUUGAAUUGGCUGUCAAGUUCCUUGACUGGGUUGCCCCAAACCUCUGAUGUUAUAAUUAGUAGUUCACCAACACUUGUAUCAUAUAGCAGAUAAGAUAAAAUGAUUGAAAAACUUGUUACAUCAAGUGUCACUUAGAUAUUUUUUUAAAUAUUUACUCUGCCAAAUUAUUUUUACAUGACAAAAUGAUUAUUUCAUGGAAGCUUGUAAAUAGCACACAAAAUGAUUUUUUUUUUUGUUAAUGAUUAUAUUUUUAAGUAUUAUUUUUGAUGCUUUUUUUGUAUUUACAGAUAAAUAACAGUGAAAAAAUCAGUGCCUUUGUAUGAUGGUUUUGUCUUUAUAAUGUUAUCUUUUCAGUGAUUUUACAUAUUUCCUUAUGUGGAUAAUGUUAUUCUGUUAUAACAAAUAAGGAAAAUGUUGUGAAACAAAUAAGUAGAUUGUAAAUGAUUCAUAUUUUUUGUUGUUUCUUUUUAAUGUACCACUAUUUUAAAGAGUUGAAUAUUUUGAAUGUUUUCAUGUUUAGGUCAAUUAUAUUAUGAAUGCUA